Danio rerio (zebrafish) is the source of this 2608-nucleotide messenger RNA. RefSeq names its product threonyl-tRNA synthetase 1 (gene tars1). Gene Ontology annotation, cellular component: cytoplasm. Gene Ontology annotation, biological process: tRNA aminoacylation for protein translation; threonyl-tRNA aminoacylation; tRNA aminoacylation. Gene Ontology annotation, molecular function: ATP binding; threonine-tRNA ligase activity; nucleotide binding. Lineage: Eukaryota; Metazoa; Chordata; Actinopteri; Cypriniformes; Danionidae. The record is from RefSeq and is marked validated.
AUUGAAUAAGGACUGUACUAAACUGUAAGUUAUUGGAUCGUGUUGCUCGUUCGUGUUUGUGAUUUUUCGUGUAGUUAUGGCGGAUGAGAGUGUGACUGAUCAAUUGAAAGAACUGAAAAUGGAAGAAAAGAAGAAUACUAAAGAUGGAGGAAAGAAGAAAAACAAGAAUGCUGCUGGAGAUGCAGGUGGAAAGACUGAGCUGAGUCCUCCACCACAGUACAUUGAUGAGCGCCUGUCCAUUUAUAACAAACUGAAGGAAGAGCAUGAUGCCCUUCUGGCUGAGAAAGCAGCAAAAGAAAGCAAGCCCAUCAAGAUCACACUGCCUGAUGGAAAAGUUGUAGAUGGAGAGUCCUGGAAGACCACACCUUACCAGGUUGCCUGUGGGAUCAGUCAAGGCCUUGCUGAUAAUACUGUGAUCUCCAAAGUGAACAACGGGGUAUGGGAUCUGGACAGGCCCCUAGAGGAAGACUGCAGUCUAGUGUUUCUCAAAUUUGACGAUGAAGAGGCACAAGCGGUUUACUGGCACUCAAGUGCUCACAUAAUGGGAGAGGCCAUGGAGAGAGUUUAUGGUGGCUGCCUAUGUUACGGACCACCCAUCGAAAAUGGCUUUUACUAUGAUAUGUAUCUUGAUAAUGAAGGUGUAUCGAGUAAUGAUUUCCCCUGUUUGGAGAACCUGUGUAAGAAGAUCAUCAAAGAGAAGCAGCCCUUUGAGAGGCUAGAGGUAAAGAAGGAGACUCUGCUGGAGAUGUUCAAGUACAACAAGUUCAAGUGCAGGAUCCUGAAUGAAAAGGUUACCACCCCAACCACUACAGUGUACAGGUGUGGACCCUUGAUUGAUCUGUGCAGAGGGCCUCAUGUAAGACAUACUGGAAAAAUCAAGGCCAUGAAGAUCCACAAGAAUUCCUCUACAUACUGGGAGGGCAAAGCUGACAUGGAGAGCCUUCAGAGGAUCUAUGGCAUCUCUUUCCCUGAUCCCAAGAUGCUGAAGGAAUGGGAGAAGUUCCAGGAAGAAGCCAAGAACAGGGAUCAUCGCAAACUAGGACGGGAGCAAGAUUUGUUUUUCUUCCACGACCUGAGCCCGGGUAGCUGUUUCUUUCUCCCUAAAGGAGCAUACAUCUAUAAUACGCUGAUCGAGUUUAUUAGGAGUGAAUACAGGAAAAGAGGAUUCCAGGAAGUGGUCACACCAAACAUCUACAACAGUAAACUGUGGCAAACCUCAGGACACUGGCAGCACUACAGCGAAAACAUGUUCUCCUUUGAGGUGGAGAAGGAGAUCUUUGCCCUCAAGCCUAUGAACUGCCCUGGACAUUGUCUGAUGUUUGACCACCGGCCACGUUCUUGGAGGGAACUUCCCCUGCGUCUGGCUGAUUUUGGGGUUUUGCAUCGUAAUGAGUUGUCUGGAGCUCUGACUGGCCUGACAAGAGUCAGACGCUUCCAACAAGAUGAUGCUCACAUCUUCUGCUCGAUGGACCAGAUUGAGUCUGAGAUCAAAGGUUGUCUGGACUUCCUGCGUACGGUGUAUGAUGUGUUUGGCUUCACAUUUAAACUCAACCUUUCCACCAGGCCUGAGAAGUUUCUAGGAGAACCUGAAGUGUGGGAUCAGGCUGAGAAGCAACUGGAGAACAGUCUGAAUGAUUUCGGAGAGAAAUGGGUUCUGAAUCCUGGUGAUGGGGCUUUCUAUGGACCAAAGAUUGAUAUCCAGAUAAAGGAUGCCAUCGGCAGGUAUCACCAAUGUGCCACCAUUCAGCUGGACUUCCAGCUGCCCAUUCGCUUCAAUCUCACAUUUGUAAGUCAUGAUGGUGAUGACAAGAAGAGACCAGUGAUCAUCCACAGAGCCAUCCUGGGCUCAGUGGAACGGAUGAUCGCUAUCCUGACAGAAAACUAUGGAGGGAAAUGGCCACUUUGGUUGUCCCCGCGUCAGGUGAUGGUGGUUCCUAUUGGACCCACCUGUGAUGAAUACGCUCAGAGAGUACAAAAGGAGUUCCACAAAGUUGGUUUGAUGACGGAUGUGGACUUGGACCCAGGCUGUACUCUGAACAAGAAGAUCAGGAAUGCUCAGUUAGCUCAGUACAACUUCAUUUUAGUGGUGGGUGAGAAGGAGAAGAGCAGCGACACAGUGAAUGUUAGGACUCGUGACAACAAGGUGCACGGAGAGAGGAGUCUGACGGACUGCAUGGAGCGCCUCAAACAGCUGAAAGCCUCCAGAACCCGAAACGCAGAGGAAGAAUUCUGAUCUCCACAAACCUCAACUCUUACUUCACACGCCAUAAACUCAACACACCACUGGGCAACAAUGUGGUGCUCUAGAUCAGCCGUAACCUCUCAGCUGGAUCAGUGUGUUAUUCAGGGGCUUCCUUUUUAAAUCACUGACAAUACUGUGUAAUGAAUCAGUCAGUUGUCCUAAAGUCUGUAGAUCUGAUUUACAAUACUUUGCUUUCAAAUCAACUGUAAUAUUAAAUAUUCUGGGAAUGCUUAUUCGUCACAUAGCCAUAGUUGUUUGUUAGAGGAAAGAGGCUUUUCUGUCGAUGUAUGUGGAUAAGGAAAAAUGACAGUAAUGUCUGGAAGUGAUCCUGAUGUGUUAAAGAAAUAAAAAAUAAAUAUUUCCAAU